GAUUAAUAUAUAAUGAUACAUUACAAAAUCCUCAUUUUUCGAAGAAUGUAGGAUUAGAAAACCUAGGGAGGAAGUCUUUAGACGAUGGAUUUUUAGGUAAAGUGCAAGGUUUUUUUACUGAAACAUUAGGACAAGUAGAACCAGCACCUAUUCUUGGUGUAUCUGGYGGGAUGGGUGCUUUAUUUUUACUUUUUAAGUAUACUCCAGUUGGAUCCUCCUUUGGAGGAAGAAGAGGACGUAUGCAUCGAAUCCCUAACAAUUUCGGUGAAUAUUACGCAGGAUUUGUCCCAGGUUUUGCUGAACAGGACUAUGGAAAUUUUGGAAACGAACGAUAUAAUAUAUCUUAUAGGCCCGAAUAA
Messenger RNA from Plasmodium vivax (malaria parasite P. vivax), 359 nucleotides. RefSeq names its product variable surface protein Vir6, truncated, putative. The transcript is spliced from 2 exons. The annotation marks the transcript as partial. The record is from RefSeq and is a predicted model, not a curated record. Lineage: Eukaryota; Apicomplexa; Aconoidasida; Haemosporida; Plasmodiidae.